Messenger RNA from Chara braunii, 3111 nucleotides. The record is from the annotation of a GenBank genome assembly. Lineage: Eukaryota; Viridiplantae; Streptophyta; Charophyceae; Charales; Characeae.
UGAGGUGAGAACCCCUAUGAUUAGAUACGAAAGGGGGGACCCUUACGGCACCAUAGAGAGGGUUUUUAUGUGGGCAGGGAAAUAUGGAGUGACUCUUCCUAGGAUUAGAGGAGAAGGCGAAGUGACUACCGAGCUCUUUGAGAUUUACGAGCAGGAGACGGCGGUCAGGUUCUCAGUGGCCUCCGAUGAGAACGGCUGCACUAGAAAAACGGAAAUAUUUUUGUCCCCUGACGCCCAGCUGGUCUUCGCAACUGAAUUAGCGGAAGGAAAAGACCCUCUAGGCAUCGCCGAAAAAACCCUAGAACGAGUACAGAGGUUGAGAAGGGGUGGUACCGGGGGACCCGUAUUUGAUAGGGUAGAAUACCGAGGGAGGGAAGAGGUUCCGAGAGCAGGCCACGGAAGAACUUGGAGUAUUCCUACCUGGGCCUAUCGACUACUCUAUAAGGACGACGAGACCGCGAGGAAAGUCCGAUUGUGGAGUCAAGUGAUAGAAAAAUUCCCGCUGGGCGAGGAAGGGGGACACGAGUUAUUCACCCAGUGCUGGGAGUCGAGAAAAGACACCGAUUUCGAGUGGUGGGCACGCGUUGGGGAGUUCAUCAAGCCUCUAUUCUCCGGGCAGCCUGGUGAUGUGGACAGGGAUUUGAUUAGAAGGUGUGCGCAAGAGGGGGUUAGAGGUAUCUCGGACCUAGAGAUCGCUAAUCUUGCAUUGGCCGCCAGUGAGGAGAAAAAACUGAGGGAUUCCUGGUGGACAGUAACCAGUGAGGAGUCAGAGGGGGAAGGUGCGGACGAGGAUUCUAGCGAGGAGAAGGAGGGAACAGAGGAGGAAAAGAGCUCGGGAAAUAACAGAGACAGUGAGGGCUUGCGGCGGAUUUCAAGGGGGGAACGAGAAAGCUUGGUAGCCUUCACCCGAAGGUUCAAAUGCUUAUCCCAAACCCUAGUGGAUAGGGGCAUGUUGUCCGAGGUAGACAGGUGCGUAAUAUUCAUGCUACACCUGCCUGAAGAAAAGAGGAAGGAGGUCCUUGAAAAGGCCCCGAGGGAUUCUGCAAAUUUCGAGAAAGUGGCCGAAGUGGUUUUCACAGGGGGAGGGGUAGACGUAAGAGAAUACAUGAAAGAGACCUUGGACAUGGCUCUCCGCAACAUGCGAGGGAUACGGAACGAUGGUCCAAGAGGGAGCGAUAGACCACCACCGGCUCCGCCUGGUCCCCGGUGGGGAGACCGGCCUGCCGGACGGAGGAACGAAUCAAGUGGUCAGGGAGGUUGGAGAAACGACAGGGAGAUAGGGGGGAAUCGCGGUUCUGAUUGGGGAACCUCCCAUUGGAAGGAUGCUAGGGAUGGAAGGUGGGGAGACGCCCCUCAAGCUAGGGCCCCUGGGCCGCGACCGGAGUUUAGAGCACCACCACCUCCGUCACCGCCGCCACCGGCUCCACCUGCGCCCAUAGCGGCAACAGCACAAAGGGGUCCGCUUCCCAACAAUCCCCAAGCUCGGGCCGGGUGUGUCUACUGCAACGAAGAAAACCACAUCAGAAGGGACUGCCCUUAUCUCACGGAGGCGUUGAGAUUGGGAGUAGUCAAGUUGAAUGAAAACAAGUGGGUUGUGUGGGGAGAUAGCGGAGAGGUGGUCUCCUUCUAUCCAUCAAUGAAGGUGAACGUGGACAAAAGGGUGGCCCUUCAAGAGGCUAGGCUAGGGAAGAAGCCGGAGGUCGGGGGCUCCUCCAGCGCGGCUCACAUCGAAAUGGUGGAGUCACCGGGAGGGUUGUCCAUUAGGGAACCCCAAGUAUCCAGCAUCAAGUUCAUAGAUACACAGGCCGAGGAGGAGAGGCUCUGCCUAAGGGUGAGGACGCAGGUCGGGGCUGAGACAUCUGAGAACCAAGCGAGCGUGACGGAAAGUACAGAGGUGAAAAGCGGCGACAGUGACCAGCCAAUGACCGAUGCGAAAGCAGUGGAGGAGAAGAAAGAAAAACCCACUUCGCCAAAAUCACCUAAGAAAAGGGGCCCCAAAAAGUUCGAAAUGAAGUGCACCUUGGAUGAGAUAGACACGGUAGCACCCCUUAGGCAAACGCUGAUGGAGCCCAUGCAGUGCACCAUUUUAGAGUACCUGGCCACAAGCAAAAGUGCCAGAGAGGAGCUCCUAAGUAUCAUAAGGAAGGUGAGAGUCCCGCUAGCGGUAGCGCCAACGGUGUUAGUGGAAGGUCCCGCCAAGGAAGAAGUGCAGGCCACCCGCAUUACCAUGGAGGAGCUGCCGGUCAAUUUCUUCUCGGGGGAAGAGGCCAAGAAGUUCUACGUGCUAGGGAGUGGUCAGCUCCAGGCGGUGGUAAGUGGGAAAAAGAUGAGGGCCUUAGUGGACAAUGGGUCCGAGUCUACGGUAUGUAGGGACUCCAUCGCGAGAGAACUAGGCCUAGAGAUAGACCGAGGGGUGUCAAUGUCGAUGGUGGUGGCAGAUAACAAGCUGCAACCAGCGGAAGGGGUGUGUUAUAGCCCCGUAAUUGAGGUAGCUGGUGUGGAGGCCACGGUACUGAUCUUUUCGGUAAAAGAAUGUUCCUCCGAAUUAAUCCUUGGGAGGACUUGGCUAAGCGCGGUACAUGCAACCACAGUUUAUUUGCCGGAUGGAAGUCAAACUCUCUCGAUCCAAAGUCUUGAUGGAAUCAGAGUGGUCCUAAAGACCGUGGACGCUCAAGAUGAACGUAACCGGACCAGCCUUACUAGGCGCAAGGGGGCCCAGUCGAGGGUGUAUCAAGUCCGUCUAGAGGAAGUGCCCUUGACGGGUAGAGGACCCAAGGGGGACCAAUUGGAGACCGAAGACGUGGGGGACAGGAUAGUAAUUAACGGCAUGGGGUACGAGAAGGAGGACGAGGGAGAGGAGUUCGGUGGCCGGGAUAGAACGGGGGAAGCUACGAUAUCGGAAGAGGAGAUAGGCGAUAUCAUCAGGAAGAGGAAAGAGACGGAGAGGCAAAGGAUAACGGCCGAUAGACUGACCAAAAUGGAUAUAGGAGAUGAGAAUAUCACGGAGAAAGAAAAAGAGUUCAUAGCAAUGACCUGAAGGGGUUGCGACAAGGCCAUUGCCUUUGAUGACUCGUAGAGAGGGAGAAUCGACCCAAGGUAUGUUGAGCCAGC